UUUUGGCUCCCGUGCCGGCUAAGAACCGGGUAAGGUAAGGCCUCGUCUUCUCCGGUCGAGUUUCUCUCACAUUCCACUCUCCCCCUGGGUCCUGCGUGCCGACGCCAUAUAGCCCAGAGGGCCCAUAGGAGACGAGCAUCAGAGACCGAAGAAAGUCAGCGAGCUGGAACCCAGGCGUCCCGUUUGGAAGUGUCCAAGGAGAUCGCCCCAAGUGCGCCAGCCGAGUCUGGGAGAGUUUCCUUCUGGCCGAGAGGGGGAGCCCCGCGUUCCCAGCCGGGAGCGACCCGGAGUCCCGAGCCUCGAGCCUCAGCCGCCAGCUAGCGCCAGUUUUGGCUUCAGCCGAUUAGGAAGAGGAGGGAGGGGGCCGAGAGCGCGUAGAGGGAGGGGACCGGAGCCGGAGGGUCCCGAGUCCAGCUCGCUGUUGACGUAGAGAAACUUUCCCUCUCGGCCACGGAAACGGCGCCCGGGCUGCGCCGGAGCGGAGUUCGCCAGGCUCCGAGGACGCGGCGGCUCUCCGUGUCCCUGCCCGGAGCCUGACCCGACUGCAUCAGUCAGUAAGUUAUGUGUAAUUUCAUCUGAUAUACACAAGAGAGAAAGUAAUUGAAGGCAAAUUCAGAUGGGAACUGGAUGAUUGAAAGUCAAGUGUCUGCAUAUUCCUUCAACUAUAUUUGAACAUACCUACCCAGGAUAUAAAGUGUGAUUGAACUGAACAUCUAUUUGGUUGAUCCUCAUCAUGAACCGUGCUUUUAGCAGGAAGAAAGACAAAUCAUGGAUGCAUACGCCAGAGGCUUUAUCAAAACAUUACAUUCCCUAUAAUGCAAAGUUUCUUGGCAGCACAGAAGUGGAGCAGCCCAAAGGAACAGAAGUUGUGAGAGAUGCUGUAAGGAAGCUAAAGUUUGCAAGACAUAUCAAGAAAUCUGAAGGCCAGAAAAUUCCUAAAGUGGAGUUGCAAAUAUCAAUUUAUGGAGUAAAAAUUCUAGAACCCAAAACAAAGGAAGUUCAACACAAUUGCCAGCUUCAUAGAAUAUCAUUUUGUGCAGAUGAUAAAACUGACAAGAGGAUAUUCACUUUCAUAUGCAAAGAUUCUGAGUCAAAUAAACAUUUGUGCUAUGUAUUUGACAGUGAAAAGUGUGCUGAAGAGAUAACUUUAACAAUUGGCCAAGCAUUUGACCUGGCGUAUAGGAAAUUUCUAGAAUCUGGAGGAAAAGAUGUUGAAACAAGAAAACAGAUUGCAGUGUUACAGAAAAGAAACUUAGUGUUCUCAUGUGACUUUGCUUCACUUCCUGAUGCUUCUCAUGGGGAUCAGAGCAGCAGAAGCAGCAGAUGCUGGAUUCAAGACUUAGAAACAGAAAAUAUGGAACUUAAAAACAAAGUACAAGAUUUGGAAAACCAGUUGAGAAUAACCCAAGUAUCAACAUCUCCAGCAGGCAAUGUGACACCUAAGUCUCCCUCCACUGACAUCUUUGAUAUGAUUCCAUUUUCUCCAAUUUCACACCAGUCUUCAAUACCUACUCGCAAUGGCACGCAGCCACCUCCAGUCCCUAGUAGAUCUACCGAGAUUAAACGGGACCUAUUUGGAGCAGAACCUUUUGACCCAUUUAACUGUGGAGCAGGGGAUUUCCCUCCAGAUAUUCAAUCAAAAUUAGAUGAGAUGCAGGAGGGGUUCAAAAUGGGACUAACUCUUGAAGGCACAGUAUUUUGUCUCGACCCGUUAGACAGCAGGUGCUGAUGUCAAGAGCAAGAGGUCUUGAAUCUGUUAAAUUUGUUUUGUAUACAUAUCUAUUAUUCAUUAUUACUUAUGACAGGUAUUAUACAUGUACCAAUAUAUUUUUGAAUCUCAUAACUUUCUGAAAAUUAUUUCAGUAAAAUUUCCUCAUACUUUCACUGUUGAACUGUAGCAUUUUGUUUUAAAAACAACUCACUGUAAAGUAAAUCAUACUUUUAUGUUCCUUUCUGUUUGUAGAAGAAUUUAUAAUUGAAAGACAAAUUAUCCAAAUAUCUGCCUGUGUCUGAGCUCUAAACAAUUAGCUUCUUCAAAUUUAAGUUCAUUCUCUAGGUUGCUAGUUUAUUACUGAUUUCCCAAAAGCCAUACCUUAAAGAUACCUUUCAGAGUCCUGAAGAGAUACACCAAUGCCAAACUAAAUAUGUUCUAUAUUCAAACCAAUAGACAUGUUACCAUUCAUUAGACAGAUGUCAUUUUAUGUAUGAAAUGUUGUUCAUAUUAUUCGGAAAAUGUAAACUUUGAAUAUAAUACCACCAGAUCAUUUUAGCAGGUAAAAUAACAAAAAUAUAAAUUCCAAUAAUAAUUAAACUAAAUGUAUUUAGAGUACUUAUUAGUAUAAGCAAGGUAAUAAUGUUAGUUAUUGUUAUCAGCUACACUCUAAAUAUUUAUUUCAUAAAUAAAGAUUGUGGAACAAAUGAAAAUUUGCUAUUUACAAAACACUUAAAAUAAAAUUUAAUUUCUAAUGAGAUAAGUUACAUUACUAAACAUCAUCUGAUCUGAAGUUUCUGAAAAAAACAUUUGGAAUAUAUUCUGUCUAUAGUUGCAGUAUCUAUUACCCAUAUAUACUUUACCAAAUAUAUUUUUUCUGAACUGAAUAAGACUAUCUUUCCUAUAUUUUCUCCUUUGAUAAAGAUAUUUUCUCACCAAAGUUUAUUUUGUGAUGACCCAUUAGUUUUGAUACUGUUAAAAAUCUAUGGUACCUGUCCUUUAUGAAUUAUCAACAUUAUUUAGCAAAUUUAAUUUGUAUCUGUUUUGUUAAACUCAGAAUCUCAUUUUUCACAAAAAUGAAAUUGCUGCUCAGUUUAGUCUUUAACAUGAACAAUAACAUUUUCUUGCAGCUGAUUCUUGAUGUGCUGAUGAACUCUGACUUUUAAAAAUGUUUGUUUCUUACACCUUUGCCCAUUAUGUAACAGACUGUAAUUUGUACUGGGUGCAGCAAAAUUUAUGGUCAAAUUUAUAAUUUGGUUCAUCACAUUAUAAGAAAAAAAAUUAAAUUAAUGAAAAUAUGAGCUUAGAUUGAGGGUAGAUCUCAAAAAUGUUUCUUUUCCUUUAGUCAUGGGAAUUUUCUUCACGUGCUAAAGGUACAUUUUCACUAGGAACAGAAAUCAAAUAGGCUUAUGCAAUAUUAUAUUUGUAUGUAUCCCCAUAAUGUUCUGUGGUGUAUAUAAGCCUUCUUGUUUGCUUUCUGUUAUCUGCUAAGUUGUACCUUAAUUAGAGGGUAGUAUAUGUUUCAUAAAGAAGAGUCUUUAUAAUUUUGUUUGUCAUAUAGUAUUUCGGAAUUUGUAUAAUGAGGAUGUUUAGAAGCCAUAUCAAUGGCUUUUUUUAACAGAUAGAAUUUGUAUUUUUAUUGUACUUUAUAAAGCUUUGUGUAAUAGGUAUAUAUUUAGUGGCAAUUUAUUAUCAAUGGUAACACAAUAGAGUACUUUGCACAUUUAAAAUACGUUAUUGUACCAAUUUUCAAUGGUAAUCAGUUCUGCUACUGGCAUGAUUAAAUACUAUAUAAUUGGUCAUUAAUUAUGAACAUUUAUUUCACCAGUGCAUUUUUAUGAAGAUACAGUUGCAAAUUGUAUUUCUAUGUAAACUCAAUGAUAUGUUUGAUUUUGCUGAGAAUAAAUGAUUUUAAAUAAAUUAAA
Aethalodelphis obliquidens (Pacific white-sided dolphin) is the source of this 3636-nucleotide messenger RNA. It is a transcript of the gene GULP1, whose product is annotated as GULP PTB domain containing engulfment adaptor 1. The transcript is spliced from 13 exons. The record is from RefSeq and is a predicted model, not a curated record. The coding region runs from base 734 to 1729 and encodes 331 amino acids. Lineage: Eukaryota; Metazoa; Chordata; Mammalia; Artiodactyla; Delphinidae.